AUGCCUCUGGAGGACAAUAUUCUCCGAGAAGUCUGGGCCUCCGAAAGUGAGCUGGAGGAGGAAUCUGGGAGCCCAGAGCUACAGACGCGCCCCAAACAGGCAACCCCUCCCGUCUGCCAGUACCACCUCCCCACCCCACUCCUUGACCGGCCCCCCCAGCACCCCACCCUGGUCCCGCAGCGUCUCGCCGCAGGGCAGAAGCCGAGAAAGAAGCGGCCUGAAACCCAGGAGUGCCCCAGCCCCGCCGAAGCCAAACCCCGGAGAAGCGCGGCCGCAGGGCGUGGGGACGAGCGGGGGGCGCCACCGCAGGGACCGAGAUGUCUCUGCCUAGCCGGGAAGAAGGGUAGGCGGAAGGAUGAGCCGCUCAGGACUCCUGCCGAACCGAACCCCUAUGCCAAAUUCAUCCGUGACCCGGAGCGGAAGAAACCAAGCCCGGGGGAAACAUUUCUCGUAGCCCGGGCCCCAAACGUGCCGGACGGUGAGAGAUUAAGAGAUCUGGGAAGCCCUGCUGUCCCCCGGAAAACUAUCCGAAAUAAGAAGAAGGAGGCAGCAGCAGGGGGUUCAACUGGGGAGGAACCCAAGAUAAGAAAGGUCAAGAAGAAAGGAUCUGAUGAGGCAGAAAGGGAGUCCAUAGGGACACCUACUGGAAACAGAAAGAUACCAGUGUCCAUGUUCCAGGUUGGAAGAGAGGGCCCUACAGAAAAACCAUUGAAGAAGAAAGCUUCCCCCAAAGUCCCAGAAGCUGAGAGUGAGGAGGAAGAGGCAACAACCAAGAAUAGCAACCGAAAGGGAAAAGGGAAAGGAAAGGAAAAGUCCCAAAGAACAGUCCUGUGGCUGGUGCUACCUGGUCUCUCAGCCCUGCCCCCUGAGGUCCAACCACCCAAUAAGGCCAAAGAUUGGGGACAACCUGGGGAAUGGGAAAUCCUGGGACAGAAUUUUAAAUUAAGUGGAAUCCCCUCAUCUUCUUUCUGUCCUUCCUCUAUGCAGAAGGAAGAGAGACCCCCAUCACCUCCCAUCGAAGUGGAUGACCCCAAGGAAUUUGUGCUGCGCCCAGCACCACAGGGCAGGACUGUGCGGUGCCGGGUAACUCGUGACAAGAAGGGAAUGGACCGGGGAUUGUACCCCUCCUACUACCUGCACCUGGACAGUGACCGGAAGGUAUUCCUCCUAGCUGGCCGAAAGCGGAAACGGAGCAAGACUGCCAAUUAUCUCAUCUCUGUUGACCCCACCAACCUAUCCCGGACAGGGGAAGAUUUCAUUGGCAAGCUCAGAUCUAACCUUAUAGGAUCCCGAUUCACUGUGUUUGACAAUGGAAAGAAUCCCCAUCAUGGAGGUGCAGAUGUGGCAACCUACCGACAAGAAUUGGCAGCUGUCAUUUACGAGACCAACGUUCUGGGCUUCCGGGGGCCCCGUCGAAUGACAGUCAUCAUCCCAGGGAUGAGCUCAGAAAAUAAGAGGAUCCCAAUCCGGCCCCGAAAUGCUAGCGAUGGGCUUCUGGUGCGCUGGCAGAACAAGACAAUGGAGAAUCUGAUAGAACUACACAAUAAGACACCUGUAUGGAAUGAAGAGAGUGGCUCUUACACUCUCAAUUUCCAAGGACGAGUCACCCAGGCCUCUGUCAAGAACUUCCAGAUUAUACAUUUGGAUGACCCUGACUAUAUCGUGCUGCAGUUUGGCCGGGUGUCAGAAGAUGCAUUCACUCUGGACUAUCGAUACCCACUUUGCGCCCUACAAGGCUUUGCUAUAGCCCUCUCCAGCUUUGAUGGGAAGCUGGCCUGCGAGUAACCACACUAUCUUGCCCCCACUGCUCCAAGAUUCCAUGCCCUAUGUGGAAGAGGAUUACAGCGGAGACUAAUUUGGAGGUUCCCUCGUUCAGGAGUUCUUUUACUGUAAACUCAAGCUCAAAGAUCCCUCCACCCCAGAGUCCCAAUCUAUUUUUAAUGGUCCUUGACAAAGGGAUCCUCGGAGAAGUGAUCCCUCUGUUCCAGCAGCCCUGAUGUAAGUUCCACUCCUUUAAUGAUCCUUAACCCUGAUUCCAAAGCUACUGACUCUAAUUCCUUGAGGAUCUAGUCCCUAGAGACUCCCUCCUUCCAUGUUGCCAGCUCUUGGCUGAGACAAGGGGAGGAACUUAAGACAGCUGGAAGGAGAUGAGGAACAUCUGGACUCAAGUUGGCGCUGCACAUCUGGAUAUGGUGCUCUCCUCUCCCUAACAUGCCCCCCCCCCAUCCUCUCCUCCAUUACUUCCUGUCCCGGAGCAGUUUGAGAUUGUAUAUUUUUAAACCAUCCUCCCCCUUUUUCUCCUCCUUUCCCCCACCUCGAGCUGCAUUGGGGCUCUGAACUGGGGCUCCCUGGGGCAAGGUUGAGAAAGCUGGCUUGCAGGGGAUAUGCAUCUCAAUAAAGCAAUUUUCCUGCUGGUGAGCAGAAGGCUCUUUGAGGAAGGGAACUUCGAACCAAAAGGGGAGGGAAGCGAAGGGGGCGGAGAGGGGAGAGUGGGAGUAGUAUAGAAACGGGGAGCUGAGAAUGAUGACCCGAUCUUAUUGUGGGAUCCUGAGGGAGCACCUUCCGAGUCGCAGUAAAUUCUCCGGAUCAAAUUAACCCCAUCACUCCUAACCCGUUCUCUCUAGUCUCGUCCCCCAGAACGUUAAGAGAAAUCUUUUAGAAUAUACCCACGUACACCCUCUCCCUGAAGUUGC
Messenger RNA from Antechinus flavipes (yellow-footed antechinus), 2693 nucleotides. RefSeq names its product TUB like protein 1 (gene TULP1). Gene Ontology annotation, molecular function: actin filament binding. Lineage: Eukaryota; Metazoa; Chordata; Mammalia; Dasyuromorphia; Dasyuridae. The record is from RefSeq and is a predicted model, not a curated record. The coding region runs from base 1 to 1785 and encodes 594 amino acids. Gene Ontology annotation, cellular component: cilium. Gene Ontology annotation, biological process: protein localization to cilium. The transcript is spliced from 14 exons.